AUGGCCAGUCUGAGAACGACACUCCCUGGAAUUGUAGGUGGUGGGGCCCAGGACAUACCUUGGGAAUCGCGAUCGCCAUUGGGUCCCGGUGAUGAUUUUUGGUCAUCGAAACCUGGCGUUUGCUAUGUGCCGCCAGUAAAACGCACCCAUCUCAGUGCAAGGGUUCCCCGUAGUCCACUGGGGCAGGCGGCAGAGAACCAGCUCGGUUCAGCAAGGCGAGAGAGGCCUUCUGGAGAGGCCCAUCUGGGCAGAGCGUUGCCAGGGGCUGCACAGAUUACCGCUUGGGUGGAACGAGAGCUGCAAACUGUGGGUCCAAGCGGCAUUGUCCCGCAGCACGACCGGGUCCGUAUAUUGGGCGAAGCCUUCAGUCGGGCGAUUGAGCUUCUUCCAGAGUACCGUCCGCUGCUAUUUUCUUACCAACGUGAGAUUGAUGAUUUUAUUGAGAAGUUGCAGGACCAGAUUCGUGACCUGCAAAAUGCCGAAGGCCGCUUGAAGACGAUGAAG
This is a messenger RNA of Durusdinium trenchii, 504 nucleotides long. The record is from the annotation of a GenBank genome assembly. NCBI's taxonomy places the organism in Eukaryota, Dinophyceae, Suessiales, Symbiodiniaceae.